Messenger RNA from Arachis stenosperma, 1049 nucleotides. RefSeq lists its product as uncharacterized. The transcript has a single exon. The coding region runs from base 249 to 851 and encodes 200 amino acids. Lineage: Eukaryota; Viridiplantae; Streptophyta; Magnoliopsida; Fabales; Fabaceae. The record is from RefSeq and is a predicted model, not a curated record.
UGAUUGCAGAAUAAACACAAAAGAGAAAGUGGGUAGAAAAUGAAUGAAGGAAGGAAACGAGACAGCUCAUGUACCUUGAGGCAUGAGGCACCUCCAAAGUAAUAUGUGAAUAAUGUGAUUGAGUUAUCGAGUGAUGUGGUGUUCAUUUUAUUAUACACACAUUUUUUCUGAGGUUGACAUUAAGUCACAGAAAAAAGGCUGCGAUAAACAACAACGACUUAUCCAAAACACAGAGAGAGAGGGAGAGAAUGGCGAACAUACCGUCGUCACUGUCUCUGCAAUUCUCAAAUUCAUUCCCGCUUCCUUUUUCCAAAUUCUCACCCAAACCUCACCUUCUCCGCAACCACCACCACCGCCGCCGCUUCUUUCUCUUCACAACCCGCGCACAAUCCGAUCCUGACGAGUCCUCCCAACCCGAAUCUGACCCGCCCGCCGCUCCCGACGACGACGACAUCGAGAACCGCAUCAACCAGCUCCGUGUCCGUUACCGGAGUGGCACGGGGAAGAAAGCAGAGGCUCGAAAGGGCCGCAAGUCCAAGAAGGGAUCCUCCUCCACCUCCGGAUCCGGCGUGUUCUUGCCACCGGUACCACUGAAAGAACCGGUGUCCGGCGGAUUGAAGGUAGACUUCGGGUUCAGCGCAUACAGCGAGAGGUUAAACGGUCGAAUUGCGAUUCUAGGGUUAACGGCGCUGUUGCUGGUGGAGCUGGCAACGGGGAAGGGAGUGAUAAACUACCACACACCAGCCAUUAUUCUUAUUCAGAUCUAUUUCGUGGCCGCAGUUUCUGCCCUCUACAUCAAGUACGAGAAGGAGAAGAUAAGCGUUUGGCCCCAGUCCUCAACUAACAAGUAAACUUCAACCGCAAAGGCUUUUCUUUUUUCUGGCCAGGGAUGCUAUUUAUAAUUUAACUGUGCUAUCUUAUAUAUAUAUAUAUAUUGUUGAGCUUCAAUUUUGUUCAUGUAAUAACUAAUACUAUGGGAAAGUAAAUAUGUAAAGCAGAUAUAUUGGUUCAUAUCAUGGCAUGGAAAUAAAUUGAAGGCGAUUUUAUUA